AGCUGUGUUACACUUCAGUACACUCUAGUUGUGUUUAUUAUUUUUCGGGAGGAAGGAAACUAUUUGACAAAAGUAUCCCACAAUUCAGUUUGAUGAUGUGGUACAUUGUUAGGGAAGCCAUCUUGUGUCUCUGGAUUUUAUCUCAUUAAAUUUGUGUCAAAAUAACUUUGAGAAGUUGCUUAAAGUUUGUUGUUGGAUUAGAAUUCAGUAAAACAAGAGUGAUUCUGUGGGAUUAACUAGCUGACACAACUUACUUUAUUGUUUUGGGGGCUGAGCAUUGUGACACCAUUUACAGAAAAUAUGCCGUGUCGGAACUUGGAGGAGAGUGACGCAUCAAUGCGGCAACGUCUAGUCAAUAGCCUCAGUCAGAGUUUCCCGGGCAGUGCCCUCUCUAAAGCUCUUCAAUGUAUGAAUGAUGAUGAUGAUAUGAAAGAUCCACUGAGCUCAAGUUGUUUCGCAGAACUUCGGCUUGAUAAAGAAGUUCCCGACGAAGAUGACGAACUUACUAGUCUGUCAUGGCUGCAAGAUAGUAACUUGCUGAAAGACAUUAAUGCCGGCGAGGAUGAAGGCAUGAAGGAAAAUGGUGAUAUAAAACUUGAACCUGGUUAUGCUCAGACUCACCCAUCACAUGUGCCAUAUAACCCACAUAAACACAUAAAUAGUAAACCGCCAUACUCGUUCAGUUGUUUAAUAUUCAUGGCUCUUGAAGAGUCACCUACAAAAAUGCUUCCAGUGAAAGACAUUUAUCAGUGGAUUUUGAAUCAUUUCCCAUACUUCCAGAAUGCUCCAACCGGAUGGAAGAAUUCUGUGCGUCACAAUCUGUCGUUGAACAAGUGCUUUAAAAAGGUGGAUAAAGACAGAGGACAGACAAUAGGGAAAGGCUCAUUGUGGUGUGUAGAUCCAGACUACCGACCAAAUCUGCUGCAAGCUUUACGGAAGACCCCUUACCACCCCUAUCACCAGUUACAGAUGCUUGCCAAUCCUCCACCCUCACAACAUAGUCAUUAUCCAUUAUAUGGGUUGAAGCCCCAGCCAUUAGCACCAAGAAUUGGACCCAACUCUAUAUCGCCUCAUUUGUUCCCCUUUCUCAGUAGAAGAUUAGGACAGUCUCAUCUAGAUAUAGACAGUGAUAUUAAAGAUGUGGCACAGACCCUGGUGUCUCUGAAGAGUUGGAGUAAAGCGAAGGCUGACAAUGCAAGUUUUGCUCAGGGACUGAAGAGAAAGUUGGGAGAGAUGAAAAGCCCAAAGAAAACAAUUCCACGGGGACCAGUUAUAUGUACAGAUAGCCCGAGCGAGGACCACACAUAUAGUAUCACUCGUGUUGAAGCUGAUGAGGACGAAUAUAUCCCAGGUUCCCCAGGGUCUUCCAUUGAUGAUGAGUAUGAUUUUGGCUCUGAUGAUGACAUUGAUGACUUCAGUGAUGACGAUGUAAAUAAUCACAUUGAACGUCGGCAUAAUGGUGAUAAUUUAGAUAGUGAGGGAGAAAGUGGGGUAGAUGAAGUUGACGGAUGCAUUAGCAAUAAUAAUAAUGUUCGGACUCCAAAACGUGCUCGAUUAUUGGAAAACGCCAAACGUCAUCGAUUUGAAGAAACAAGUGAAGAGGAAAAGAAAAAGAUUGAGGAAGGAGCCGAUGCAUUAUUGAACUUAGCAGGAAUCUGUUUGUCACGUCAGCAUACAUACCGAGCGAUUAUUACGGAAAAACUUGACGGAACCAAAGAUUAUCCGGAAGAUAUAGAUGAUAGCAGCAACUGCUCGUCGUCAAGUUAAUGGUGCAAACUGUGAUUAGUGGUUCCUUGUUUUAACAGCUUAAUGCUACAUAUGAGAUUCAGAGUUAACUGAAAUUAUUGUUAUCAAUUAGGGGAAUUGUUACGAUUUAUAGCCGUUUUGUUGAUGGGUACAGAAAGCUAUCCAUAUGUUUAUUAUAAAAUGGCAUAUAUGAGGGGUAUACAUUUUCAGAUGUUUUUUGUGUAAAUAGAUGUGUUAAGCCAAGAAGGUGAUAAAUACAUUCCCUACCAAAGUAAGUCUUUGAAUUUAGGAACUUCUAACACAUUAUCAAUGUGUUGGAUCAUUUGAUGAAAAAUUAGAUUAUAAGGAAUUGAAAUGAAGUAUUUGUUCAUAAGAAUAUAUUUUUCAAGGCUAAACUUUGGUAGGUAGUGGUAUUAGUGGAACUGAGUGAUAGAGACACUUUAAAACAUAGCUAAAAAUCUUCCAUUUUCUGUAUUGUUGGUGUAGGAUAGAAAUUUUCAUGCUCUUUGUUGCUAUGGCAACAAAAAUAAUGUCUUCCUGGAUAAAUACAUGACCAGAUCUCAUUCUGUGAUGACGUUUUUGUCACCAGGUAAUGAUUUCCAGAACUUUUUGAAACAGUUGCAUUUCAAAUCAUGAACCGAAAGCCUCAGAAAUACAUGUUCAAGAUGCGUUAGAUAAUGUACACAAUCGACAAUGGGGUAAAAAAAAUAUUUAUUUGUAGAGAGUUUUGUCCAGUUAUAAUGGAAAAUGUACUUUCAUUUUUGAAAGAGGAAAUUAAAAGGGCACAUUAAAUGUAACCAGAAUUUUCUGUUGUUGAAGUAAAGCAAAGUGAGAUUAUUCCCAUUAUUGUUCUUCACCAAAAGCAACUUGCUUCAUGUAUAUCUGAGGACAGUUUGGAGUAAGGUGACAUCUCGCUCAUACAUGUGCCAAGCUUAAUAUUUUGUGUAUUGUGCUUUUAGUUUAUAUCAGGCUACCAAUUAUUGUAUGUUAAUAGAAAUUCCCUGAUUAUAAUUUUGUUCAUUAAAUAGUUUGCCUAGAUCUGAGGUCAACAUUUGAAUAGAAAAUGAUACCAAGUGGAUUUUUACGACAAAUCAAAUUUUUUGUUCAUAUUUAACUAGUCAAGAAAUAAUAUGGACAGCAGUAUUUACAGUUCAUACAUUGUGAAUCCUUAGGUGAAAAAAGUAGAAAAAAAUCAUUUUAAAAUUUAGAAAAUGUGCAAUUUUUCAUUUUACUGUUUUAUUGAAAUGUGUUCAAGAAUUAUUUUAUUGUUUUUUUUUUCGCCAUAAUUCAUUUAAUUUUCCUUAUAUAGAUGUAGGUAAUUUUUUCCUUUAAUGUGCCACUUGUUAAGAAUAUGUUUUAACUUGGACAUUAAGUCAAACAGGGUGCCCUAAACUGAAAGUGUUCACAUGUUCAAUGAUAUUCUACUCUGAUAUUUUACCUUAUCUUUUUAGCUGUUAGAUUAUUACCAUGAAAUGCAUACUUAUUAGAUGUGACCAGUAUUUCACAUCCCUGUCUCUGCCUUCUACCUGGGAAUCAACUUUAAACUUCCACAAAUAUUGUCAGAAAAAAUUCAAUGCGAAAAUCUGCCAUAAACAUUGUACAAGAAUUUAUAAGAAUAAAUGUAACUAAGUCACGGCAAACUUCUUUCAAAUGCAUUUAAAAGGUUCAGUUAACUGUAGAUUUUGAUGGGGAAAAAAGGUGUUGUUUGUAAAGCUCUUCAGAAUUUUUGACAGUUUCAAGUUCAACAUUUAUUUUGAAGUCAUUCCUUAUACUUAUAUAAGGAUUUCCAGUUGUCAGGUAGAAGUUAUUUAAUCAAGUUAUUUUUAUGUUCUUAAUUGAUUCGCAGAUAGGAGGCAGUGCUUGCUUGAUUGGAAAAUUUAUAUACAAAUGUUCCAGGUUUUAUCAAAAUCAAAUGAUAUUGUUUUCUACAUGAAAAGACUUCAUUUAACUACAGCAAGUAAGAUCCAGUGUUAUUGGAUGAAUAUGUUAGUGCUAUUUUUUUGUUCCAUUUUAUGUAGCCAUUGUCUUGUUUUUAUGCAGAUUUUAACAAAUAGUUUGAAUUUUGGAGUUGUCAAUCAAUUGAAUCAUCAAUUCAUUCCAGACUACUUUGUGUUUAUAAGAGGAUAACUUUUGACUAAUUUGCAUUGAAAGGGUAUGUAUAAAAUGGCCAUAAAGGGAGACAACUCUCUAGUGCUCAGGUGUGAUAGUUACUGAUGUACUAAAUUUUUUCGACAUGUAAAUACUUAAAAAUGUUUUCAGUGCUGUUUCAUUACCAUUUUUUUGUGGUCAUUUUUAUGUCAAGUUUUAAGAGCAGCAGAUUUCCAUACAAUUUUACCAAAAAAAUUUAAGUUAACAUUUAAUACCAUUGUUAGAGCAAAUAUUUACUGAAUUUGAAAUGCUCUGAAAAAUAAACAUUCAGCUUAAUGUCAUUUUGAUGUAUUACCAAAAUAGCAUUUUCAGAUAUUUUUUACUCGAGUUUACAUAAUUCUGAAAGCUGCUUGUACAAACUUGACAUUUCAUAUAGGACUUUUUUCAGUUUGUACAUGCACCACAUUUUGUUAUGUUGUCACUUUUUUGCUAGAAGAUAUUAACUUAAAUGACAGUUUUAUUCAAGUUAAUGACUUCCUGCACCAUGCACUGUUCUGUUGUUGACCAUUGGAAAAGUUUACAUCAUUCUUUCACUCAUUAUUGUUACUCAUUAAAGCUGUCAUUUCAUUAUUGUUAUACCAUUUCACAUCAUUCAAUACCAGGGUCAGGGAUUUUCAUUUUGUUUCAGUGUAUACAUUUUUCAUUUCGGUAAAAAUUGCCUGAAAUUAGCCAUAAAUCAUUUAAAUCUUAAUUAUAAAAAUGGGAAUAUAAAAUUGAAAGUUCACGAAAACUUUAAUCAGUCCAUUUUUUUUCCGGUAACAUAUAAAAUUCCUGGUUUAGAAUAAGUGUUUGGUUAAGAGUUAAUGAAAUUUUAUACAUGUAUGUAUAGACCAGUUUAAAAAACUAAAUGUUAGAAUCUGCUACUUGAAAUUUUUAAUGCACAUUAAAAUAAAAGCUGUUUAAUAUAGGUAAAGAUGUUUUUAAUUAUGUUGUAAAGAGACAGAAUGUACCUAUGUAUGGAACCAUCUCGGUAAGUCGAUGUUUCUCUUUAGUGUAAAAGCAUCCAACUAGAUUGAGUUGCUCAGAACAUUUACCUAAGGGUUGCUCGUCAAUUUUGUAUCAAAUGUUGAUGGAAAAAAAUCUAAAUACAGAUGAAGGUAUCUGUUCCACAAAUAGCUCAGUUGCGGGGAGCACAGAUUUAUGGAUCACAAGGUUGUGAGUUAAAUCACCGGGUGGGGCAUAUGUUCUCUGUGACGAUUUGAUAAGAAAUUAUGUCUGAAACCAUUCGUCGUCGUCUGCUUAUUCAUUUGGGGAAGUUGGCAAUUACUUGUGGAGAACAGGUUUGUAGUGGUACAUUAUCCAGGAACACUGGUUUGGUUAACUGCCCGUCUGUACAUAAUUGAAAUACUGUUGAAAAAUGGCAUUAAACUCGAAACAAAAAAACAAAUUUAAUGAGGUUUUUAUGUAGUAUAAUUCCAGAAUUAAGGCAGUGGAUAGACAGCUUAACCAGGUAAUUAAAAGUUUUAAGCAACUUUGUCCUAUUAAAGGCUUGGGUUGAAGAGUAUAAAAACUGGUUAAACAAGAGAUUAUUCUCCAAUGAGUUUUUCUUGUUGUGAUCGUUGUACAUUACUAUAGUGCUGAUAAAUUGCAUAUUCAUUUUUCAUAAGGUGUUGUAUGAAGAAGCAAUUAAGGCCCAUGUAUCAUCAUUGACAUUACAAAGAUAAGGUAUUUAUCUACACAGUCUUCCAUUUCUUGUACAUAAAUAAUGUUAAAUGUAGAAUUUAGGAUUUUCUCUGUGUACAAUCUAUGUUUUGUUCUUACAAACAUAUUGGUAAUAUCUCAAAAGAUGCAGUAGUUUCUAUGUUUUUAUUGCAACUGCAGGCAAACCUGCUUAGACUGGAAAUUAGAUGAUACAACAAAAACUGAUUUGCCUUACGGAAUCAAAAUUUGUAAACAUGUCAUGAUUGCUAAAAUAUUGUAUUCAGAAAAACAUGAAAUUCGUUUUGUUUAAGUUUAAUUAAAAUGAUAAUAAUAACAUUUGCCACCUGUUGUCUUGUUCCAGAAACUGCUUCACUUUUAAUUACCAAAACUGUUCUACCUUCCUGUUCCAACUGUACACAUGUAUAGAUACAGUGCAAUAUGAAUUUCUUGCUGUAAAAGAAUUGUGUUCAAAAUUUUGUCAUAAAAAUCAUGUGCUGGAAAUUACUAUAGAAGACAGUAGAACAUACAUGUAAUUCAGUCUGUUUUUGAUGAGAAUUACUGUUUGCUCCUUGGUUUCCAUCCAUUUGUUGAAGGAAUGGAAUUAAAAUUAUUUUGGUAUACAAUCGAACUAAAUUUUCAGAACCAUGAUCUGUAAAAGUAUCGGACAAAGUCAUAUACUUGUUCUGUAUACUGAAGGAAUGUGGGAAAUAUCGCUAAUUGGUAUUUCGAUGUAUUUUCUGCUCUCCUGGAGACCUCUCCAAUGUUCCAUUGUGCAAUAAUAACAUACUACACAGAAAACUUGUACAAUAUUACAAUAAACAACAUUACAACAGA
Messenger RNA from Mercenaria mercenaria, 6369 nucleotides. RefSeq names its product forkhead box protein N3-like. Gene Ontology annotation, biological process: regulation of DNA-templated transcription. The coding region runs from base 301 to 1767 and encodes 488 amino acids. Gene Ontology annotation, molecular function: cis-regulatory region sequence-specific DNA binding; DNA-binding transcription factor activity. The record is from RefSeq and is a predicted model, not a curated record. Gene Ontology annotation, cellular component: nucleus. Lineage: Eukaryota; Metazoa; Mollusca; Bivalvia; Venerida; Veneridae. The transcript is spliced from 8 exons.